Phaethon lepturus (White-tailed tropicbird) is the source of this 1023-nucleotide messenger RNA. RefSeq names its product nuclear protein MDM1-like. Gene Ontology annotation, molecular function: microtubule binding. The annotation marks the transcript as partial. Gene Ontology annotation, biological process: negative regulation of centriole replication. The transcript has 6 exons. Lineage: Eukaryota; Metazoa; Chordata; Aves; Phaethontiformes; Phaethontidae. The record is from RefSeq and is a predicted model, not a curated record.
AUGCACCGCUCGCUUGACAAGACACCUCUUUGCUUGCCACAGGGACUGAGUGAAUAUAAGAGAAACUUCAGAUGGAAAACCCCAGAGUUUUGUAGCCCGUCCCAACAGCAGAAAUCCUUGUGGGCAGGACUUCGGUCGGAUCAGUUUGGAAUCACAAGAGAACCAAACUUCAUUUCCAAGAGAAGGGUUCCUUACCAUAAUCCACAGAUUUCGAAGUCCUUUGAAUGGACAGCAGAUUGUGAUUUGAAUGACCCAGUUGAAGCUGAGGCUCUUAGGACUGCAGAGUUACACACAGACCACAACAACAAUGAUGUGAAUCAGGAAAAAGUUGAAACGCCAGAAGGACCCAGACUCCCCCCAGAAGUUCAGUCACAUUUGGUAGAUUCUAGACGUGAAACGGGUCUUGCCCUUGCAGAAAACAACAUGAAGCAAUCACCCUCUGCAGCUCCGCCAAAUCAAAAUGGAGCAUUUGCAUCUCCAAAAAAGGAAUUUGAAAAAAUGGGUAAUGGGCUUCACAGAGUCCUUCAGAGGAAAGCAGGCAUAAAUAUUUCACAUUUAAAUACUUUCCCCAGAAAUUCUGAGUAUCAAAGCCAGUUUGUUUGGAAAAGUCCUCAUGAAAAGUCACCAAUACUUGCAGCUGAGCAGGUUGUUUGCAACACAAGUAAAUCCAUAUCUACGUUUAAAUCUCCUGCAAUUACUUCUGAAACUGCACAUGAGACAAAUUUCAAAGGGUCUCCUCCUGUUAAAGGUCCACAAGACACAGGUGGUUCAGAAGAGAAAGAGUUUCUGAGUAAGAGGGAAGAACCAUUUCAAAAGCCAGCAGAAGAUGCAGCAAAACAAGGGAAAUCAGAACAGAAACAUCCUAAACAAAAAAAUAAGCAACAUAUCAAUCCAAAGCCCCUCUCUUUACAUACAAGUCGUGGGAAGAUGAACACUGAAUAUAGGUCAAAAUUUUUGUCUCCAGCCCAGUAUUUCUACAAAGAUGGAGCUUGGUCUCGUAUUAGGAGUAAAGUUCACAAUCAG